UUUUAGUUUGACUUUUGACAAGAAUAAUUUACAAUUUAUAAACGAAUACAUGAUAUUAUUUUAGCGUUGGAAUUCCAAAAUUUGUUUAGAAAUGUGCAGUUAAAUAAAUUGGGUAAUACUAGAAGAUGGUUUUAAGACACUCAAACAUUCCAAUAAACCUUUGAAUAAAAAACUACAGUAUAACUAUACGUGACAUAAAAAUCAAUAAUGCUGCCGGGAAUUGGUGUUUUUGGAACUGGUGCGAUUGCCAAGGUUCUGGUACCUUUCCUCAGAGAGAAGGGUUUUCCAGUGGAAGCGAUAUGGGGCGUGACACUACAGGAAGCCGAAACUGCUGCCAAGGAACUGAAAAUACCGUUUUUCACAAACAAAAUCGACGACGUGUUAUUAAAAAAUGUCAGUUUAGUUUUUAUUGUGUGUGCUCCAAACCUUCACGCGCAGAUCUCUGUUAAAGCACUGGGCAUAGGAAAACAUGUAGUGUGUGAUAAACCGGCCGGGCUCUGUCAAGCAGAAGCUUUAAAAAUGGUCCGGGCUGCUCAGUACUACCCCACUUUAAUCUCAAUUGUCAAUCACUCGCUUAGGUUCUUGCCAGCAUUCAGUCAUAUGAGGAAAUGUAUUCAGGAUGGCUAUCUUGGUAACCCAGAUGAGUUAACACUUGUCGAUGUAAGAGUACAAAUGGGUCCGUUAGUUGGGGACACUUAUAACUGGUUAUGUGAUGACACAAUGGGUGGGGGAACACUCACAUUAGUGGGCAGUCAUGUAAUAGACUUAGUAACAUUCCUGACAGGCCAGAAAGUGGUCAAAGUCCAUGGUGUACUUAGAACAUUUGUUGAAGAGACUGCCAAAGUUAAUGGUAUAAGAAAAAUAACAGCACCUGAUUUUUGUACUUUCCAACUGCAAAUGGACAAAGGUAUUUUAGUGACGGCCACACUAAACAACCAUUUGCCAGGGCCAUGCUUUAACCAAGAGAUAUAUGUUUGCAGUAAAAAAGGAUAUUUGGUUGUGAGAGGUGGAGAUUUACAUGGGAAACUACAUAAGCCUAAUUCAACAAAAAAUUUCCCUGAAGAAGAGAGUAAAAGACAUGACAAAGAAGAUGUCAUUUAUGUGGAUAUUGAGGAUCUCAGUUGUGCCUCCAGUGUUGUCCCAAAACCGUAUAUCAAAGGACUUUGUAAAAUGAUUAGUGCAUUGAAAGAGGCAUUUUUGCCUGUGAGAGAACAAAUGGAUUGGGUGAAGGAGCCUGUCAAGGCAGCAGCUACAUUUGAAGAUGGUCAGAGAGUUCAGGCUACUAUGGAGGCUUUAAGGCAAUCAAAUGAGGAUGGGUGUUGGAUAUCCGUUCAGUUAUUGACAGAGCCACCUGACCCAAACCCAGCGUUGUCGGCUGCAGUGAGACGCACGGCCAUAUCUUUACAAUAGUUAAUGCGUUUUAUGAUUUAAUGUAUUGAUAUGCCAUUAUAAUGUACCUUUGUAUUGUUAACACAAUAGCUUGUUUGAAUAUAAUUAAAAUGCUAAGGCUUUGUCUCUGUUCCCUGUUACAGUAUUAAUUAAUUUGUUAUAUGCAUUCCGCACAUAGUUUAUGCCAUAAUAUAAGCAGUCACUGUGAUUUAAGAUCUGACCUUGAUACUGCUUGCCGUUUCAAGUUUCCUUAAGAACAGUAUAUAGCAUUGUUAAGAUUGAAGAGAUAUUAUUUUACAAUAAAAUAUAAUCAUUCUUUAGUAUUUUUAAAAUGAGUUUUUUAUUAAAACAAUAUACAGAUUGUUUACUUUCUCAUUUGUGGUCUCUCAUCUUGUUUCAAGUAUGAUUUUCAAAAGUGUUAUCACAGUGGAUUUAGUUUUCAGGCCAUAUUUCCAUGUGACUGUAUCUUGUACAAAUACUUUACGAUGAUAAUGAAUAAAGUACUGAUAAAUUUUAA
Molecule: messenger RNA, 1906 nt
Organism: Manduca sexta (tobacco hornworm)
Lineage: Eukaryota; Metazoa; Arthropoda; Insecta; Lepidoptera; Sphingidae
Product: glucose-fructose oxidoreductase domain-containing protein 1-like
Exons: 1
Coding region: 208-1410 (400 amino acids)
Molecular function (GO): nucleotide binding
Source: RefSeq, a predicted model, not a curated record